AGAAAACUUCGCUCCCAUCUCUUCCAUUUGUGGGUUUAACGCAAUCUAAACUACACGAUCGAUCACAAAUAUGGACUACACAUCAUCACGAAGACUUGUAUUUGAUAUCACAAACUACAUACACGGUGGAGUGGUUAGUUUCCAAUUUUAGAUAAGUGUUACCGAACGAAUCAAGAGGCCACAAACGAAUUUUUUCACCUUCUCCCAUGCAAUAUUUUUCUAACAACUGAAAACGAGGCUUACUUUUACCGGAAGUCAGUAUGGCAGGUUAUAUUUUUCCAUCACUCUUGUUCUACUCUUUCGGUUUCCUACUAGAGGGGAUUCCACGCGGCAGUUCUGAGCCUUCAAUCGACUUUCAGGUGACUCUGUGGAAGCAAGGCGAUCUUGGGGUGAACACGUAUCGUAUUCCCAUUCUGAAAUCUCUGCCUGAUGGAUCCCUCAUCGCGUUAUCUGAGGGAAGGAAGUACAACUCUGCAGACGUGGGACCAAAAUUCCUGGCAAUGCGCCGUUCAACUGAUCAAGGAUUGACAUGGAGUAACACAACGUUCAUUGAGGAUGAUGGUGAAGACCCUGAUGGCCUCAAUCUCGGCACCGUUUUUGUAGACGAAGAGAAAAAUCGAGUUUUUGUCAUAUAUUCCCAUUGUGCGACCAAAUGUGUUUAUCACACCACGUUUCUGAUCAGCAGUGAUGAUUUUGGGCUGACUUGGACAAACCCAUCAAACCUGUCGGAUCAGAUUGGAUCGUCUGUGUUUCUACCAGGACCGGGUUUUGGUAUUCAGAAAAAGAAAGAUCCUCACAAGGGACGGCUUAUCACGUGUGGUCAUUCUCAUCCUGGUCAUGAUGGUGUCUUCUGCAUUGUUAGCGACGAUCAUGGAACAAGCUGGAGGGUUGCUGGGUAUAUUCUUCAGCAAGGUUCAUUUGAGCCGGAUGAAUCUCAGCUUAUAGAGCUUUACGACGGCAACCUACUGAUGACUUCACGAAACCAAGAUAAUUUCCAUUGCCAUUGUCGCAUCAUGUCCAAGAGUUACGAUGGCGGGGAAUCAUUUGCGCAUUCUGACAUCUACUUCGAUGAAGCGUUGUUAGACCCAGUAGUUGCUGCCAGCUUACUUCGUUACAGGAACACGGUUUACUUUUCGAAUCCGGCCAGUAAGCUUUUCCGAAUUAAUAUGACCGUCCGCUGGAGUGAGGACAAUGGCGAAUCAUGGGUGGGGUCCCUCGGAGUGUGGAAGGGUCCAAGUGGGUACUCCUGCCUGACUACCAUCCCUGGAACGCAAGCAAACAACACCUUCAUUGGCAUGGUGUUUGAAAAAGGAGUUACUCGCUACUAUGAGAGCAUAGCCUUUGUUAGAUUACGGUUGUGAAACACUGAUUGAACAAUUACAUCAGCACCUUGACUUUUUUUUUUUUGGAAUUUUUUUCAGGGUCGCACUCCUAGUAUCAAUUAUAAAAUUUCAUGACGA
Messenger RNA from Pocillopora damicornis (cauliflower coral), 1460 nucleotides. RefSeq names its product sialidase-1. Gene Ontology annotation, molecular function: exo-alpha-sialidase activity. NCBI's taxonomy places the organism in Eukaryota, Metazoa, Cnidaria, Anthozoa, Scleractinia, Pocilloporidae. Gene Ontology annotation, biological process: ganglioside catabolic process; oligosaccharide catabolic process. The record is from RefSeq and is a predicted model, not a curated record. Gene Ontology annotation, cellular component: membrane; intracellular membrane-bounded organelle; cytoplasm.